UCCCUUCGAAAACUAACUUAUUUCCCUCUCACAAUGGCGGCUUCCAUUAGCAACCGUCAAUACGGCAGCCACAUAAACGACGUCGUUGGCAGAAACAAGCCGCCUCCGCCGUUGGAUUUCGACACGGACUUCUCUUCCGACGAGGAAAACGACUACGCUUCAUACCUCAAAGAGCUGAACCAGCUGAUACAAAAAGGGAACGCCGAAAUGGAGGACUCCAUUCUGGACCCGCGCCAUGAGGGCACCGCGGACGAGUGGGUCCCGCGUAAUGCCUCCAUGGUGCGGCUCACGGGGAAGUACCCCUUCAAUGCGGAGGCCCCACUCCCGCGCCUCAUGCACCAUGGCUUCAUCACCCCGGUUCCACUCCACUAUGUGCGGAGCCACGGUUCAGUCGUCAAGGGCAAAUUUGAAGACUGGACCGUGGAAGUGACCGGGCUGGUAAAAAAUCCAACUCGCCUCACACUGGAAACCCUUUUGAAGAGUUUUCCCCAGCGCGAGUUUCCUGCUACACUCGUGUGCGCGGGGAACCGCCGCAAGGAGCAGAACAUGGUGAAGCAGAGCAACGGCUUCAACUGGGGCUGCGGCGGCACCUCCACAACUCUCUGGCGCGGCGUCCCCCUCCGCCACGUCCUUCGCCACUGCGGCAUCCUCUCGCAUUCCAAGGGCGCGCACUACGUGAACUUCGAGGGCGCUGAGGAUCUCCCCGGAGGCGGUGGAUGCAAGUACGGAACAAGUAUCACGAGAGAAGCCGCCAUGGACCCCUCCCGUGACAUCAUCAUCGCGUACAUGCAAAACGGCGAGCUUCUAGCGCCGGAUCACGGGUACCCCGUGCGCAUGAUUAUUCCGGGGUUUAUAGGUGGAAGAAUGGUGAAGUGGCUCAAACGCAUUGUCGUUUCUGAGCAUGAGUCGGAGAGUUAUUACCAUUAUAAGGAUAACAGAGUGCUUCCUUCGCAAGUUGACUCAGAGCAUGCCGAUGCAGAAGGUUGGUGGUAUAAGCCGGAAUAUAUCAUCAACGAGUUGAACAUAAACUCAGUGAUAACGACGCCGUGUCACCAGGAGAUCUUGCCCAUCAACUCAUGGACUACGCAGAGGCCCUAUCUCCUGAGAGGCUACGCAUAUACCGGUGGUGGAAGAAAACUGACACGUGUGGAAGUAACACUGGACGUUGGAAAAACGUGGCGCUUGUGCAAAUUGGACCGUACUGAGAAACCCAACAAAUAUGGCAAGUAUUGGUGUUGGUGCUUCUGGUCUUUGGAGGUGGAGGUGAUGGACUUGCUUGGGACCAAGGAGAUUGCAGUUCGAGCUUGGGAUGAAGGCCUCAACACCCAGCCUGAACACCUCAUUUGGAAUGUUAUGGGUAUGAUGAACAACUGCUGGUUCAGGGUGAAAACAAAUGUAGCCAAGCCCCACAAGGGUGAGAUUGGCAUAGUGUUUGAACACCCUACCCAACCAGCAAACCAACCAGGUGGUUGGAUGGUAAAGGAAAAACAUUUGGAGAAAUCACUAGAGAAAUUACCAAGCCUCAAAAAGAGUGGUUCCACGCCAUCCAUGAACACGUCCUCAAAAAUGUUCACCAUCUCUGAAGUCAAAAAGCACUGCAUCUCCGACUCUACUUGGAUCAUCAUCCAUGGCCACGUCUAUGACUGCACCCGAUUCCUCAAAGACCACCCCGGUGGUGUUGAUAGCAUCCUCAUAAAUGCUGGUACUGACUGCACUGAAGAGUUCGAUGCCAUCCAUUCUGAAAAAGCAAAAAAAAUGCUCGAAGAUUUUCGAAUUGGCGAGCUCAUGAGCACAGGUUACACCUCAGACUCAUCACCGAACAACUCCGUGCAUGGCAAUUCUGAAUUCACCCACUUGCCCCUUAUUAAGGAAAUCACCACAACACCACCACCACCACCACGCGACGUGGCUCUUAAAACACGUGAGAAAAUCCCAUGCAAGCUCGUGUCGAAGACUUCCAUUUCCCACGAUGUGAGGCUCUUCCGUUUUGCCUUACCCUCAAAAGACCAGCUCCUAGGUUUACCCGUGGGGAAGCAUAUUUUCCUAUGUGCCACCAUCAAUGAGAAGCUAUGCAUGCGAGCCUACACUCCAACAAGUAGUGUGGACGAAGUAGGGUUCUUCGAUCUUGUCAUAAAGGUUUACUUCAAAGGCGUGCACCCCAAGUUCCCAAAGGGAGGACUCAUGUCUCAGCAUUUGGACUCCCUCUCCAUUGGGUCUGUGUUGGACGUGAAAGGCCCAUUGGGCCACAUAGAGUACACCGGAAGAGGCAACUUCUUGGUUCAUGGAAAGCAAAGAUUCGCAAAGAGGCUAGCCAUGUUGGCUGGUGGAACUGGGAUCACACCCAUUUACCAAGUGGCACAAGCGAUUCUGAAGGACCCAGAGGACCCCACAGAGAUGCAUGUGGUCUAUGCAAACAAAACUGAGGAUGAUAUUUUGUUGAAGGAAGAAAUGGAUGUGUGGGCGAAGAAACAUAGUGACCGAUUCAAGGUGUGGUACGUGGUGGAAACUGCUAGGGAAGGAUGGGAAUACAGUGUUGGGUUCAUCACAGAAAGUAUCAUGAGGGAGCACCUUCCAGAAACGUCAACGGAUGCCUUAGCUUUGACAUGUGGGCCACCACCUAUGAUUCAAUUUGCAGUGCAGCCUAAUUUGGAGAAGAUGGGAUAUGAUAUCAAGAACGAUCUACUUGUGUUUUAGGGCAUGUUUGUGUAUUGCUAUUGUUGUGUGGUUAAUGUAUGUGUAUUAUUAUUGUUGCUUGUGUAUCAACAAUUAUUGGAAUAUUUCAUGAAUAAAUAAUAUAUGUGAAAAGACAUAUAAUAUGAGA
This is a messenger RNA of Glycine soja, 2821 nucleotides long. Its product is annotated as nitrate reductase [NADH] 2-like. Gene Ontology annotation, biological process: nitric oxide biosynthetic process; nitrate assimilation. The transcript has 5 exons. Lineage: Eukaryota; Viridiplantae; Streptophyta; Magnoliopsida; Fabales; Fabaceae. Bases 34 to 2694 code for a protein of 886 amino acids. Gene Ontology annotation, molecular function: nitrate reductase (NADPH) activity; molybdopterin cofactor binding; heme binding. The record is from RefSeq and is a predicted model, not a curated record.